ACCUUUCCAAGUGUGGCAUGAGGUCGCGCGGAAAGGUUUCCUCCUUCAGUGCAUCAGUGCAGUAUCGUGUUCUUCUCGAGAGCGCUAGAGCGCUCGGUUCUCUGACGCUUCACACACGUUAACAGGUGGGACGAAAACACUGCUUUACGAUUUGAACGGGGAAAGUUGCAUUGUCACCAAGGACGUUUGGAGAAUACCUGCAAAAAUGUCUCGAAUCCCGGAGGACGUGAACAAACUCACCGAGAGCACAUACAAGAAUGUGAUGGAACAGUUUAACCCAGGACUGCGGAAUCUGGUUAACCUGGGGAAGAGCUACGAGAAAGCAGUGAUGGCAAUGACCUUUGCUGGAAAGGUAUAUUUCGAUGCAGUCUCAAAGAUUGGGGAAAAUGCUGCCGUAUCGCCUGUUUCUAGGGAGCUGGGAGUGGUGUUAAUGGAGAUUUCAGAAGUGCAUAAGAAAGCCCAACUGGAGCUGGAGGAGACUUUCAAGAGGUUCCACAGAGAGCUCAUCACUGAACUGGAAAGGAAAACAGAUAUGGAUAUCAAGUACAUGAAUGCCACUUUCAAAAGAUACCAGUCAGAACACAAAUUGAAGCAAGACUUUUUGGACAAAUCACAGGCCGACCUGAAGAAACUGCGCAGAAAAAGUCAAGGGAAGCAUUCGUCCAAGUAUGAGAUCAAAGAAAAUGAGUGUGUGGAGACCAUCUCAUCCCGGCAGACAGACAUGCAGAGGUUUAUUGCAGAAGGAUGUAAGGAAGCUCUGCUAGAAGAGAAAAGGAGGUUCUGCUUCCUAGUGGAGAAACACUGUGCCUUCACCUAUCAGCUAACAGCCUUCCAUGACAAGGCCAAGGAGAUGCUGACCGUCACACUGCCCAGCUGGCAAGAUAAGUGUACCGAUGCCUCCAGAGUGCCAGACACAGUGAUAACCAUGAUUGAGGGUCUGCAGACUCCAAUGUCAGUCAUACCAGAGUACUCGCCUACAUUGGAGCACAGUGACAGGACCAAUUCCGGUUCAAUUGUUCCGCCACCGGCCCCAUCACUCAAAGCCCACACAAGCCCACUGGCCAGCAUGUUCUCCCAGGACGUUCCUAAAAGCCCCAUCUCAUCAGAGCUGUACUCAGAUCAAGACAGCCUAGACGGAAACGGCUUGUCUAGGUCUGAGUCUGUGUCUAGCGGUAUGGAUAUGGCGAAGAAGACCAGGGUGCAAACUAUCUUCCCCCACACAGCAGGGAAUAACGAGACCCUGCUGGGCUUUGAAGAUGGAGACAUCAUUACACUGCUUAUUCAAGAGGAGAGGGAUGGAUGGCUGUAUGGAGAACUAGAACAUACUGGACAGUAA
Messenger RNA from Sinocyclocheilus rhinocerous, 1336 nucleotides. Its product is annotated as brain-specific angiogenesis inhibitor 1-associated protein 2-like protein 1. Lineage: Eukaryota; Metazoa; Chordata; Actinopteri; Cypriniformes; Cyprinidae. Bases 206 to 1336 code for a protein of 376 amino acids. The transcript has 10 exons. Gene Ontology annotation, biological process: actin filament bundle assembly; positive regulation of actin filament polymerization; plasma membrane organization. Gene Ontology annotation, molecular function: protein binding. The record is from RefSeq and is a predicted model, not a curated record. Gene Ontology annotation, cellular component: nucleoplasm; cytosol.